Messenger RNA from Chroicocephalus ridibundus (black-headed gull), 3009 nucleotides. It is a transcript of the gene SMAD7, whose product is annotated as SMAD family member 7. Gene Ontology annotation, biological process: transforming growth factor beta receptor signaling pathway; SMAD protein signal transduction; cell differentiation. Gene Ontology annotation, cellular component: heteromeric SMAD protein complex. Gene Ontology annotation, molecular function: I-SMAD binding; transcription regulator inhibitor activity. Lineage: Eukaryota; Metazoa; Chordata; Aves; Charadriiformes; Laridae. The record is from RefSeq and is a predicted model, not a curated record.
AUGUUCAGGACCAAACGCUCGGUGCUCGUUCGGCGGCUCUGGCGGAGCCGUGCGCCCGGCGGCGGCGGCGAGGAGGAGGAGGAGGAGGCGGCGGCGGCUGCUGAAGCCGGCGCGGUGGCGGCGGCGGCCGAGGCCCGGGCGCAUGUCUGCGGCGGGGGGCGCGGGUGCUGCUGCCCGGGCAAGGCGGGCCGCGGCGGCCGGGCUUCCGCGGGCGCGGAGGCGGAACUGAAGGCGCUGACCCACGCCGUGCAGCGGCUGAAGGAGCGGCAGCUGAGGCUGCUGCACGCCGUGGAGUCCCGCGGCGGGGCGCGGACCCCCUGCCUGCUGCUGCCCGCCAAGGCCGACUCCCGGCUGGGCCAGCACUGGUACCCGCUGCCGGUGCUGCUCUGCAAGGUGUUCCGCUGGCCCGACCUGCGGCACUGCUCCGAAGUCAAGCGGUAUGUGGCUGUGAAUCCUACGGCAAGGGCUCACCCCGAGCUCGUCUGCUGCAACCCGCACCACCUCAGCCGGCUCUGCGAGCUCGAGUCUCCCCCUCCGCCCUACUCCAGAUAUCCGAUGGAUUUUCUCAAACCAACUGAUUGUCCAGACUCUGUGCCUUCCUCCACUGAAACAGGGGGAACUAAUUGUCUAGCCCCUGGGGGGCUUUCAGAUUCCCAAGUUCUUCAGGAGCCGGGGGAUCGGUCACACUGGUGCGUGGUGGCAUACUGGGAAGAGAAAACGCGCGUGGGUCGGCUGUACUCUGUCCAAGAGCCCUCCCUGGAUAUCUUCUAUGAUCUACCUCAGGGGAAUGGUUUCUGCCUCGGACAGCUGAACUCGGACAACAAAAGCCAACUGGUGCAGAAGGUCCGCAGCAAGAUCGGCUACGGCAUCCAGCUCACCAAGGAAGUGGACGGCGUGUGGGUGUACAACCGCAGCAGUUACCCCAUCUUCAUCAAGUCGGCCACACUGGACAACCCCGACUCCAGGACGUUGCUGGUUCACAAAGUGUUUCCAGGUUUUUCCAUCAAGGCUUUUGACUACGAGAAGGCGUACAGCUUGCAGAGACCCAACGACCAUGAGUUCAUGCAGCAACCAUGGACCGGAUUUACCGUUCAGAUCAGCUUUGUGAAAGGCUGGGGCCAGUGCUACACGAGACAGUUUAUCAGCAGUUGCCCGUGCUGGUUGGAGGUUAUUUUUAAUAACCGAUGACUCGAGACAGAGUGGACUCACGACAUUUAUACUACUUUGCUGCUAUUAUUUCCUUCUGAGUGCUUGCUUUUCAUGCAAAACUUCUCGUUUUUGUUUUGUUUUUGUUCGUUUUCCCCCCCAACCCGUUUUGAGAAAUAGCUUAUGGAAAGAUUAUUUUUUUUUUUUGGUGGGGUUUUUUUUUUUGUUGUUUUUAUUUUUAUUUUUUUUUUGCCUCGGGUCUUUUGAUAAAUAUCCCUUUUUAUUUUUUAAAAGUGUGAAUGACCAAUAACUCAGAAGGGCGAGAGAAGGGUUGCGGGGGAGGGGGGGUGGGGUGGGGAAUGGAUCGCAUGCGGUAAUUAUUUCGCGCCUCCGAAAGGAUUGUCCUGUGCGAUCGGUGGAUUCGGAAGCCACUUGCUCUACGUCACAGCUCCUUCUCUCGGAUAAAACGACGAGAUACCUGCGUUUUUUACGCACCGCCUUCCCCUCGCCACCGGCCGUUGCCGGUGCCGGUGCCGCCGAGACCCCUUCCCCAGCGGUGCUAACCCCACGUUGCCACCGAAGGGUAUGGUGCAAAACCUUCCCCACCGGGUCUUUAUUUGUUCAUUUUAUUUUUUAAAUUUUUUUUAAUUUUGCUUUUCUCAUCGCUGGGUUCACGUCUCUCUAACGUCGCUGUGUUCAUCCUUCCACCGCUUUUUUUUUUUGGGGGGGGGGCGGGUGUUUGUUUUGUUUUGUUUUUUUUUCCCCCCCCUCCAUGGUCAUGGAUUGAUGCAAGGGGAGAAAACCAAGAGGGGAGAAACCUCGCGCGUGGCCCCCGUCGGGCUUUUAUCGUCGGAGCUGAGGUGCGAAGCGACAGGAGCCUGACAACAAAAGCGAAACAAAAACCAAACCGACGAAACAAAGGAAAAAAGGAACGGGAAAAGAGAGGAGGAAAAAAAAAAAAAAGAAAAAAAAAAAAAAGUGUUCACGAUAGUUGGUCUGUCGUAACCUGCUUCCAUCAGGUUAUCCCGGUACCAUCCUAUCUGGAAAUGCAGUUGUGCUUUCAUUUCUUCUUGAAUUCAUACACGAGUAUGAUACUUUUACACUGUUCUUAGCUCAAUGAGCAUGUUUAGACCUUAACAUAAGCUAUUUUUCUAAAUAUAAAGGUUUAAAUGAACAAGAGAGCAUUCUCAUUGGAACUUUAGCAUUGUAGUGCUUUGGAAAUAAAACACACACACACACACACACACACACACACACACACAAAAAGGACUCCUUAAAAAAAAAAAAAAGAACCCUGAGAUUUAUUAAAGAAAAAAAAAAUGUAUUUUAUGUUAUAUAUAAAUAUAUUAUUACUUGUAAAUAUAAAGACGUUUUAUAAGCAUCAUUAUUUAUGUAUUGUGCAAUGUGUAUAAACGAGAAAAAAAAAAUAAGAAAGAUGCACUUUGCUUUAAUAUAAAUGCAAAUAACAAAUGCCAAAUUAAAAAAAAAAAAAAAAAAAAAAAAGAACACGAGAUUGGUGUUUUUUUCUAUGGGUGUUAUCAUCCAGAUGAAUGUUUUUUCUAAAAGGAGUUUUAUGUUCCAUUAAAAAAUAAAAACCUACACUUGAUCCCAGGCUGUGCCGAGUGGCUUUUUUUAGUGGUGGGGGAUGAGGCAGGGAGGAGAGACGCUGCUCCAGGCGGGUAUGGCACGGGGUCGGCGGUGGGGACCCCGUGUGGGACCCAGAUGGGGGUCACUCCUGAGUUUUGGGGCUCCGUUGGGUGCGCGCGACUCUGGGCUCCCCGACUUGGAUGCACCCAAGGAGCCCAAGUCCGGAGGGGCUGGAUGGAUCUGGGCGGGUUGCACAGGGGUUCCCGGCUCGCUGCC